Folsomia candida is the source of this 1255-nucleotide messenger RNA. Its product is annotated as prenylated Rab acceptor protein 1. The record is from RefSeq and is a predicted model, not a curated record. The transcript is spliced from 4 exons. Bases 321 to 923 code for a protein of 200 amino acids. NCBI's taxonomy places the organism in Eukaryota, Metazoa, Arthropoda, Collembola, Entomobryomorpha, Isotomidae. Gene Ontology annotation, cellular component: Golgi apparatus.
UACAAAUUGAGUAAAAAGUUACACGUAAACAUUUGUUUUGACAAGAGCUAAUUUUAGUUUGUUCAAUAUGAAUUAAAGUUAACAGUUAAACUAAAUAUUUGUUCAGUAAGUUUGCCAGUUUACUAAAGUUUACCCAACCUAAACUAAAUGCCAUAAUUCAUCGUUUGGAGUCCAAUUUUUGGACAGCUGCUAACGAAAGUUCGAUUUUUGUAUUUUUGAGAACAGCACCUCGACUCUGAACCAUUGUGGAGGCUGACGACGAGAAGAUCACCUGUUUCCUGUCAUAAUUUGAAACUUUCACAUUAAAAUUAACUUUCAACAUGAAAAUAGACGUGGAAGGAGACAUGGAGCCUGCCGAAACCUUCAAGGGGUUCAAACUUCCAAACGAUGGAAAGUUCAGUCUUCCCAGUAUUCCAAUCCCAUUGACGAAACAAGAAGCGAUGGAAUGGUUUUCGACAAGACGACAAAGUAUUCGCCCCUGGUCCACGUUCUUUUCCACGUCUCGAUUUAAAUAUCCCAAAUCAGCACAGCGCCUGAGUCGUCGAGUCGUGCAAAAUGUAGACCAUUUUCAGAGCAAUUACUUCUUCGUAUUCAUUGGAUUGUUCAUUUACUGUUUGAUAACAUCGCCUCUCUUGCUGUUCGCAUUUGCCAUCGUUCUCGGAGUAUGUUACGGAAUCUUUGUCAAGAACACGAAUCGUCAAGUGACCUUGUUUGGGAGGGAGGUGUCUCUCGCUCAGCAGUACAGUCUCGUCGGCCUGUGUUCUAUGCCCCUCUUCUACUUGGUGGGUGCGGGUGGCGUCAUGUUCUGGGUCCUUGGAGCUUCCUGCUUUCUCAUCAUGGCCCACGCUGCCUUCUACGACUUCGAAGGACUAGUUCAACCGUCUGAAGAAACCUUUGAGCUUACGAUGGAAGAAGUUGUUUAAAUUAAAUACAUACAAAUGAAAACCAAAUUGUAUGCAUGUGGUAGACAAAAAUGUCAUAAUAAUUAUGACCUCUCGAGUCAAGAUUGUGCGCAUCAAUUUAUUAAUUCUUUACCCCGUGAAUGAAAUUAAAUACCAAUAAUUGUUCUGUUUUAAACUAUAACAAAUAUCUAUAUAUGACUGUGAUUUGAUUGCGUUCUUAAAAUAUUAGGAAUAAUGCAUGUGUGAAGUUCAUGGUUAGAUUAUAAAUUAAAAUAAUAGCUUUACUGUGUUGAGAUGACGGAAAAAUAAAUGAAAUGCAAUAUUUAAAUAAAUUAUGUCAAAUACAAACAAUA